This is a messenger RNA of Odontomachus brunneus, 2456 nucleotides long. RefSeq names its product ornithine decarboxylase 2-like. Bases 821 to 2110 code for a protein of 429 amino acids. Gene Ontology annotation, molecular function: ornithine decarboxylase activity. Gene Ontology annotation, cellular component: cytoplasm. The record is from RefSeq and is a predicted model, not a curated record. The transcript is spliced from 8 exons. Lineage: Eukaryota; Metazoa; Arthropoda; Insecta; Hymenoptera; Formicidae.
GGUUGUAGAUUACAUUUCAUUGUGAAGCAGAUUCCAAAUUAUUUGUUCUUUUAGUUAUUAAUUAUUAGAGUUACUUGUUCUAUUCGAUUAGUUAUUAAUACGUAUCUUUAUCAGAAUACUUUUAUCAUGAAAAGACUGUUCUUUUUUAAAAACUGAUGAAGCCAACAUAAUUACCUGCAUACAGUAAUACAUGCGUGAGUUUUAAUAUUUUCAUAAACAGAUGUACUGGCAUUAAAAGUAAAAAAAAAAAAAAAUAGAAGACCCAAUUAAUUCCUUACGUAAAGUAACUAAACUUUACGUAACUUCUUUAGUAACUGUUAUCAAUGAUCUUGUAACCUUCGGCAAAAUUUCAUAAUAAGUGAGGAGAUACCGUUUAAAAUAUCAUUUAAAGUGCUGCAAUUAUCCAUUGACGUACUGACAUCAAUUAUACAUUGACUUAUUUCAUUAUCUAAUCGCUAAUGGCACUUAUAAGUAUUGCUUUGCACGUAUCUUUCGGAUAGUGUUACGAUCAUUCCGGCGACAUUUGUUAGCGAGGAAAAAAAAGAAACAGAAACCAGAACCGUUCUUAGUAACAACGCGGCGGCGGUUACCAUGAAUACCAAGCAGCCAUUUAAGAACGUGCCUGAUACAAAAAUGACAAAAAUAGCUAUCAAAAUCCGUUUAUUUUCGCAACCAAAGUUUACUCACGAUCUUCAAAUUUAAUAAAAUCAAAUAACACGUGCGGCGGCAUAAAAAAACAGUGGAAGCGUUUUCGCUUGCUCGAUCGCUUUUGUUUCUCCUUUUUUGUGGAUUUCGUUGAGUUGCACUCGAACGGCUCGAUAUGGCGCGGUCCGAUUUCAACGAGAUAAAAGUCAUUGACGACACGAUGGACGACAUGGAGAUAAUACGAAACAUAAUUAACACGGAGUACCAAGACAAACCAUUCUACAUCGCGGAUAUCGGUAGCGUGAUCAAGAGACACGAUGAAUGGAUCGCCAAGAUGCCCCGAGUUAUCCCGCACUUUGCGCUUAAAUGCAAUCCGGAUCUGACAGUGAUUAAAGUUUUGGCGGCUUUGGGCGCUUGUUUCGACUGCGCGUCUGAGCAAGAGAUCAAGCUAGUGAUGCAGCACGGGGUGCAUGGCGAUCGAAUCAUCUUCGCACACCCGACCAAGUAUCCGUCUCACAUAGCUUACGCAAAGAAAGUGGGGGUCAAGCAAAUGACGGUGGACAGUGAAGCCGAGCUGUUCAAGAUCAAGGAUAUCUUUCCCGACGCCAAAAUCGUCAUACGUAUACGCUGCGACGCCAAAGUCACGCAGGUGGUGUUGGGCUUGAAAUUUGGCUGCGAGCCGAACGACGAAGCCGUGCACCUGAUACGACUCACCAAGGAUCUCGGCCUGAACCUGUACGGCUUCAGCUUCCACGUCGGCAGCCCGUGUGGCGAGCUGGAAGCUUACAGCCGCGGUAUUGCGAUAUGCAAACAAUUAAUUGCUACCUCCCAAAGUAUCGGCUGCGAAAAUGUGCAGCUGAUCGACAUCGGCGGCGGAUUCCCGGGCGAGACUGAAACGGACGUCGACGAGUUUGCGAGUAUCAUCAAUGAGGCGAUACAGGACCUCGAUCCUACCAUAAGAGUUAUCAGCGAACCGGGAAGUUACUAUGUAACUUCCAGCUUCACUCUGACCACAUAUCUGCACUCGAAGCGAGUCAUUCUGCGAGACGGUGAAAGGAUGAGAAUGUACUACAUAAACUGCGGGGUAUUCCAUUCCUUCGUGGAGGAGCUGUUGGGUUUAAAGGAGCGUAUCCCGCAAUUAUUGUUCGAGCCAUUGGACGACGAGAAGUUCUGCUCAAGCUUAUGGGGCCCGACCGCGGACUCUUACGAUUUAAUAAUGAAGGAUGUAUUGCUGCCCGAACUUCAUAUCGGCGACUGGUUGAUCUGGAAGGACAUGGGCGCCUACUCCAUUGCCCUCGCCACAACGUUCAACGGAUAUCGAGCUCCAAUUGUGAUUCCGAUCAUCAGGAAAAGUGAAUGGAAGAAUUUCAAAAAGCGAAUUACUGUGGAGGAGCCUUUCUGUUCCAUGGAAAUCCGUCAAGUUGUACGAAUCAAUGGAAAAGCGGAAGAAGGCUGUUCAACGUAGUUCGCGAGUUUCUAGAAAAAACAAAAUAGAGCGUAUUGUGAAUUUAUGUAGAUUAGAUUUCGCGACGUAUGUACGUAAAUAAGUCCAAGAUUGCACAAUGCUCACAUGUUUACUCGAUAUAUGUAAACGCGUGUUAAUGUGUAGAAAUUAUGGUAUAUGUUACGUUAAUACAUGGAAGUUAGAGUUUCAGGGGAACGCUUAUCAUUCGGCCACCGAAAUUUCGACAGUCCUCUUGCAACACAAUGUUUAUAAAUUCUCUAAGAAGUCGAGAGAGAAAGAAAGAAAGAAAGAAAGAGAUCUUACGAUCUCGUAAGAGAUGUUAUUAUACAAGACAGAUAGCAUAUUC